UGAUGAGUCAUGCCAAGAAGUACGGCAGGGGCUGAUGGAGUAUUGUAUGGGUAGCUGAAAUCCUAUAUAUUGAUUACACAAUCUAUCAAUAUUUUUGAUUUAUGUAAAUCCUCUCAUCAUAAUUCAAGUUUGGCUGUUUUUCAGUGUGUCACAUUAUUGUUGCUAUGGAUGUGGAGAUAUCUCACAUGUUGUAUUACAAUAAUAAAUACCAUGAUAUUAGGAGUUUAGGAAUAGGGUUUUAAAUCAAUCUCAACUUUCAGACAAAACACUCUACUUGAUCUGGAGCUUGACCCCUUGUAGGCUGCUACUGUGAAUGCUGUGUUGAGUCAGGUGUAUUUAGAGACGCUACUGUGAAUGCUGUGUUGUUGUCAGGUGUAUUUAGAGACGCUACUGUGAAUGCUGUGUCGAGUCAGGUGUAUUUUGAGGCUCUCUGAUUCUUCCUUGGUCUGUUGGUAAUCUUGCUCAGAGCACGGAAGUCCCUCCCUCCACCUCUCAUCUUUGUGUCUUUCUCUCACUCUCCACUCUUCACUCCUGCACCGUGGAGAGAAACAGAAGGCAUGGAGGUCCAGAAGGACAGUACAGGGGAUAAAGCUGACUUGGAGCCGUCGGGGACUGCUACCGAGACGGAUCGCCACGGAUUCAUAUUGGGGAAAGGAAUCAACUCUGGGGAUGAACCUUCACCUGCUCUGGUGAGACACCGAGAGAUGAAGUGGCUCAGCAUCAUCAGUCAGUGGGAUGACGUCUCUCAGCGAAGGAGCAGCAAGGUCAAGGGUCAGUGUCAGAAAGGUAUCCCAGCAUCCCUCAGGGCAAAGUGUUGGCCACUGCUGUGUGGUGCCAUGGAGCGGAUGCGUCUCAACCAAGCGCUGUAUCAGACUCUGGAUGAGUCUCCUGCUUUGCAGAACUGGGUGGAAGUCAUAGAGAAAGACACAGACAGGCAGUUCCCUUUCCAUGAGAUGUUCCUGUCAAAAGAUGGUCAUGGGCAGCGUGAGCUAUUUGGAGUGCUGAAGGCGUACACUCAAUUCCGUCCUGAUGAGGGAUACUGUCAGGCCCAGGGUCCGGUGGCCGCAGUGCUACUGAUGAACAUGCCCACAGAGGAGGCCUUCUGGUGUCUGGUGCAGAUCAGUGAGCUGUACCUGCCUGGAUACUACAGUCCUCUGCUGGAGGGGGUUCUGUUUGAUGCUGCCAUGCUUCCCUGGGUUCUAAAGAGGGCGUGUCCCGCAGCACACAGGCACCUGCAGCGGCAGGGAGUGGAGCCGCUGAUGUUUGCCACCGAUUGGCUGAUGUGUCUGUACACCAGACACCUGCCUUUCAACACGCUGUUACGUGUCUGGGACUUAUUCUUCUGCUACGGUGUGCGGGUGCUGUUCCAGGUGGCGGUGGUCCUGGUGCGGCGGGCUCUGGGCCGCGGGGACCAGAGGGAGGAGUGUGACGGGCAGAUGGAGACGCUCGAGCGCCUGCGGGGAGUGAAGGAGCACCUGCUGCCUGAGCAUGCGGACGCCUUCAUCCAGGAGGUGUGCUCAGUGUCCAUCUCCGAGAAAGAUUUACAGCGGCGGACCGAGAGAGAGCUGGAGAAUUGGAGGAAGGAGCGGCCGGACUCGACCUUUGACCCCCGUGUGCGCUGCCAUGGAUACCUGAUGGCAUGGGAGCGGGUGAAAGAGACUGAAGAGAAGAAAGAGAGGAGAGCGAAGGAGAAAGGGAACCUGUCCCUGGCACCCCUUCGAUCGCUAUCCUCACUGUCCUCCCUCUCGCCAUCACUCCUGCGGAAGUGGAAGAAGAGAGGAAGCAAGGUGGUGGAGGAGGAUUGUGAGGGAGGUGCAGGGGAGCUGAGAGAGCUGGACCGGACCGAGGCGUGGAGGAAGCCGGCAGAAUUACACCAAAUCCUUCAAAAGAAGGAAGCCGCUUCAGAACACCCUCGGAUGGAAGCAUGCCAGGAGUGGGGUCAGAGCAGGCCCAAACACACACACACAUAG
Clupea harengus (Atlantic herring) is the source of this 1970-nucleotide messenger RNA. RefSeq names its product carabin-like (gene tbc1d10c). Gene Ontology annotation, molecular function: small GTPase binding; GTPase activator activity. Bases 558 to 1970 code for a protein of 470 amino acids. The record is from RefSeq and is a predicted model, not a curated record. NCBI's taxonomy places the organism in Eukaryota, Metazoa, Chordata, Actinopteri, Clupeiformes, Clupeidae. Gene Ontology annotation, biological process: regulation of GTPase activity. The transcript has 13 exons.